Molecule: messenger RNA, 12201 nt
Organism: Coregonus sp. 'balchen'
Lineage: Eukaryota; Metazoa; Chordata; Actinopteri; Salmoniformes; Salmonidae
Source: the annotation of a GenBank genome assembly
GGUCUGUUCUUUUCCCCGAGUGCUCAAAGUUAUGGCCUUCUGUCUAGAAAGAUCUCCCAUUUUGGGGAGGAGUGUUGUUCACUAGUGCUUUCCGAAUCCUCUUAACCAGGUAAUCUCAUAACCCAUCUGCCUUAUAGGCUAUCGGCUAUUACCCAUCAGCCACCUCCCAGUCCCAGCCUACACCAAUAUGUCAUGUCUUUAGCCUCUUCAGAGCAGCUAAAGAAAAGGUGAGUGUCAAACAGUACUAUUUACACCAUAACAACAGCUGUAUAAUGAUGAUAUACAUUAGUCCGUAAUUGUUGUAGGUUCUCUCUCUCCCUUCCUCUUCACUCGUGUAGCACAUAUUGGACUGUGUGGGUUGAUAAGUCUAUGCAUUAUAACAUCUCUCUCCAUCAUCCCCCCUCUAUCUGUUCCCUCUCUCUCCAUCUCCCCCCUCUAUCUGUCUGUCUCCCCCCCCCCCCUCCCCCCCAGACCAUGCUAAUCUCUCCUCUAGCAGACAGGAACCAGAAGGAGUUGUGUUCAGUGUUGAGUGAUGUGUUGGAGGAGCAGUCUCACAGGGAACUGUUUGCCUUAGAGCUUGGCUCUGGCACCGGACAGCAUGUGGUCAACUUCGCCAUGGCCAUGCCCUUCAUCACCUGGCAACCGUCAGACAUCAAAGAGGAGUCCCGUGACAGGUGGGGCCUGCUAGGACCAAAUAUAGUAUAUAUACAGUGGGGGAAAAAAGUAUUUAGUCAGCCACCAAUUGUGCAAGUUCUCCCACUUAAAAAGAUGAGAGAGGCCUGUAAUUUUCAUCAUAGGUACACGUAAACUAUGACAGACAAAUUGAGAAAAUCACAUUGUAGGAUUUUUAAUGAAUUUAUUUGCAAAUUAUGGUGGAAAAUAAGUAUUUGGUCACCUACAAACAAGCAAGAUUUCUGGCUCUCACAGACCUGUAACUUCUUCUUUAAGAGGCUCCUCUGUCCUCCACUCGUUACCUGUAUUAAUGGCACCUGUUUGAACUUGUUAUCAGUAUAAAAGACACCUGUCCACAACCUCAAACAGUCACACUCCAAACUCCACUAUGGCCAAGACCAAAGAGCUGUCAAAGGACACCAGAAACAAAAUUGUAGACCUGCACCAGGCUGGGAAGACUGAAUCUGCAAUAGAUAAGCAGCUUGGUUUGAAGAAAUCAACUGUGGGAGCAAUUAUUAGGAAAUGGAAAACAUACAAGACCACUGAUAAUCUCCCUCGAUCUGGGGCUCCACGCAAGAUCUCACCCCGUGGGGUCAAAAUGAUCACAAGAACGGUGAGCAAAAAUCCCAGAACCACACGGGGGGACCUAGUGAAUGACCGGCAGAGAGCUGGGACCAAAGUAACAAAGCCUACCAUCAGUAACACACUACGCCGCCAGGGACUCAAAUCCUGCAGUGCCAGACGUGUCCACCUGCUUAAGCCAGUACAUGUUCAGGCCCGUCUGAAGUUUGCUAGAGUGCAUUUGGAUGAUCCAGAAGAGGAUUGGGAGAAUGUCAUAUGGUCAGAUGAAACCAAAAUAGAACUUUUUGGUAAAAACUCAACUCGUCGUGUUUGGAGGACAAAGAAUGCUGAGUUGCAUCCAAAGAACACCAUACCUACUGUGAAGCAUGGGGGUGGAAACAUCAUGCUUUGGGGCUGUUUUUCUGCAAAGGGACCAGGACGACUGAUCCGUGUAAAGGAAAGAAUGAAUGGGGCCAUGUAUCGUGAGAUUUUGAGUGAAAACCUCCUUCCAUCAGCAAGGGCAUUGAAGAUGAAACGUGGCUGGGUCUUUCAGCAUGACAAUGAUCCCAAACACACCGCCCGGGCAACGAAGGAGUGGCUUCGUAAGAAGCAUUUCAAGGUCCUGGAGUGGCCUAGCCAGUCUCCAGAUCUCAACCCCAUAGAAAAUCUUUGGAGGGAGUUGAAAGUCCGUGUUGCCCAGUGACAGCCCCAAAACAUCACUGCUCUAGAGGAGAUCUGCAUGGAGGAAUGGGCCAAAAUACCAGCAACAGUGUGUGAAAACCUUGUGAAGACUUACAGAAAACGUUUGACCUGUGUCAUUGCCAACAAAGUGUAUAUAACAAGGUAUUGAGAAACUUUUGUUAUUGACCAAAUACUUAUUUUCCACCAUAAUUUGCAAAUCAAUUCAUAAAAAAUCCUACAAUGUGAUUUUCUGGAUUUUUUUCCUCAUUUUGUUUGUCAUAGUUGACGUGUACCUAUGAUGGAAAUUACAGGCCUCUCUCAUCUUUUUAAGUGGGAGAACUUGUACAAUUGGCGGCUGACUAAAUACUUUUUUCCCCCACUGUAUAUACACUGCUCAAAAAAAUAAAGGGAACACUAAAAUAACACAUCCUAGAUCUGAAUGAAUGAAAUAAUCUUAUUAAAUACUUUUUUCUUUACAUAGUUGAAUGUGCUGACAACAAAAUCACACAACAAUUAUCAAUGGAAAUCAAAUUUAUCAACCCAUGGAGGUCUGGAUUUGGAGUCACCCUCAAAAUUAAAGUGGAAAACCACACUACAGGCUGAUCCAACUUUGAUGUAAUGUCCUUAAACAAGUCAAAAUGAGGCUCAGUAGUGUGUGUGGCCUCCACGUGCCUGUAUGACCUCCCUACAACGCCUGGGCAUGCUCCUGAUGAGGUGGCGGAUGGUCUCCUGAGGGAUCUCCUCCCAGACCUGGACUAAAGCAUUCGCCAACUCCUGGACAGUCUGUGGUGCAACGUGGCGUUGGUGGAUGGAGCGAGACAUGAUGUUCCAGAUGUGCUCAAUUGGAUUCAGGUCUGGGGAACGGGCGGGCCAGUCCAUAGCAUCAAUGCCUUCCUCUUGCAGGAACUGCUGACACACUCCAGCCACAUGAGGUCUAGCAUUGUCUUGCAUUAGGAGGAACCCAGGGUCAACCGCACCAGCAUAUGGUCUCACAAGGGGUCUGAGGAUCUCAUCUCGGUACCUAAUGGCAGUCAGGCUACCUCUGGCGAGCACAUGGAGGGCUGUGCGGCCCCCCAAAGAAAUGCCACCCCACACCAUGACUGACCCACCGCCAAACCGGUCAUGCUGGAGGAUGUUGCAGGCGGCAGAACGUUCUCCACGGCGUCUCCAGACUCUGUCACGUCUGUCACAUGUGCUCAGUGUGAACCUGCUUUCAUCUGUGAAGAGCACAGGGCGCCAGUGGCGAAUUUGCCAAUCUUGGUGUUCUCUGGCAAAUGCCAAACGUCCUGCACGGUGUUGGGCUGUAAGCACAACCCCCACCUGUGGACGUCGGGCCCUCAUACCACCCUCAUGGAGUCUGUUUCUGACCGUUUGAGCAGACACAUGCACAUUUGUGGCCUGCUGGAGGUCAUUUUGCAGGGCUCUGGCAGUGCUCCUCCUGCUCCUCCUUGCACAAAGGCGGAGGUAGCGGUCCUGCUGCUGGGUUGUUGCCCUCCUACGGCCUCCUCCACGUCUCCUGAUGUACUGGCCUGUCUCCUGGUAGCGCCUCCAUGCUCUGGACACUACGCUGACAGACACAGCAAACCUUCUUGCCACAGCUCGCAUUGAUGUGCCAUCCUGGAUGAGCUGCACUACCUGAGCCACUUGUGUGGGUUGUAGACUCCGUCUCAUGCUACCACUAGAGUGAAAGCACCGCCAGCAUUCAAAAGUGACCAAAACAUCAGCCAGGAAGCAUAGGAACUGAGAAGUGGUCUGUGGUCACCACCUGCAAAACCAGUCCUUUAUUGGGGGUGUCUUGCUAAUUGCCUAUAAUUUCCACCUGUUGUCUAUUCCAUUUGCACAACGGCAUGUGAAAUUUAUUGUCAAUCAGUGUUGCUUCCUAAGUGGACAGUUUGAUUUCACAGAAGUGUGAUUGACUUGGAGUUACAUUGUGUUGUUUAUGAAGGUAGAUACUAGAACUAUACAUUACUCUGGUUAUCUCUGAUUCUAUAUAAAAGUUGGUUGUUGCCACAUGCUUUCUUAUAAGCAUUUCUCAUAUCCAUAUUAUAUCCCAACGCACUAAAUAGGCUCACAUUGUAAUUACAUUUUCUAUAAGGUAAUUACAAUGUAAUAAUAAUGCUAUUUUCUGACCGUGAGCGUUUAUUAUUAUCAAGACAUAUGAUGUCAUAUUUUGCAUAGCUGCACUUGUUCAUACAUUUCAUACUAUCUAUGGAAAAUAUGGAGUUAAGGCUCAAGUGGGUGUGAUGUUAUUUUGCAGUAUCAGAUCCUACAUAGUGGCAACCAAAGUGAAGUCUGUGCUGCAGCCUGUGCACCUGGACGUCAGCGAACCCUGGGAGAAGUGGGCGGGCCUUCCACACAGCGCCUGUGAUGUCAUCGUGGCCAUCAACCUGCUUCAGUACAGCUCCUUCAAAACUGUAGAGGUAGGCCUUUACAUGUCAUGUUUACGUAUUAUAUUUGGCUGUGAAGUUUUAUGAAUGCAUGAGUGAAGAUGCGUCAUAGUAACUUAUAGCCUGUGUGAAAUGUCAGUAUAGUAACUUAUAGUCUGUGUGAAGUGUUAAUAUAGUAACUUAUAGUCUGCGUGAAGUGUUAAUAUAGUAACUUAUAGUCUGUGUGAAGUGUUAAUAUAGUAACUUAUAGUCUGUGUGAAGUGUUAAUAUAGUAACUUAUAGUCUGUGUGAAGUGUUAAUAUAGUAACUUAUAGUCUGUAUGAAGUGUUAAUAUAGUAACUUAUAGUCUGUGUGAAGUGUUAAUAUAGUAACUUAUAGUCUGUGUGAAGUGUUAAUAUAGUAACUUAUAGUCUGUGUGAAGUGUCAGUAUAGUAACUUUUAGCCUGUGUGAAGUGUCAGUAUAGUAACGUAUAGUCUGUGUGAAGUGUUAGUAUAGUAACUUAUAGCCUGUGUGAAGUGUCAGUAUAGUAACUUAUAGCCUGUGUGAAGUGUCAAUAUAGUAACUCAUAGCCUGUGUGAAGAGUCAGUAUAGUAACUUAUAGUCUGUGUGAAGUGUUAAUAUAGUAACUUAUAGUCUGUGUGAAGUGUUAAUAUAGUAACUUAUAGUCUGUGUGAAGUGUUAAUAUAGUAACUUAUAGUCUGUGUGAAGUGUUAAUAUAGUAACUUAUAGUCUGUGUGAAGUGUUAAUAUAGUAACUUAUAGUCUGUGUGAAGUGUUAAUAUAGUAACUUAUAGUCUGUGUGAAGUGUUAAUAUAGUAACUUAUAGUCUGUGUGAAGUGUUAAUAUAGUAACUUAUAGUCUGUGUGAAGUGUUAAUAUAGUAACUUAUAGUCUGUGUGAAGUGUUAAUAUAGUAACUUAUAGUCUGUGUGAAGUGUUAAUAUAGUAACUUAUAGUCUGUGUGAAGUGUUAAUAUAGUAACUUAUAGUCUGUGUGAAGUGUUAAUAUAGUAACUUAUAGUCUGUGUGAAGUGUUAAUAUAGUAACUUAUAGUCUGUGUGAAGUGUCAGUAUAGUAACUUUUAGCCUGUGUGAAGUGUCAGUAUAGUAACGUAUAGUCUGUGUGAAGUGUUAGUAUAGUAACUUAUAGCCUGUGUGAAGUGUCAGUAUAGUAACUUAUAGCCUGUGUGAAGUGUCAAUAUAGUAACUCAUAGCCUGUGUGAAGAGUCAGUAUAGUAACUUAUAGUCUGUGUGAAGUGUUAAUAUAGUAACUUAUAGUCUGUGUGAAGUGUUAAUAUAAUAAAUUAGUCUGUGUGAAGUGUUAAUAUAGUAACUUAUAGUCUGUAUGAAGUGUUAUUAUAGUCUGUGUGAAGUGUUAAUAUAGUAACUUAUAGUCUGUGUGAAGUGUUAGUAUAGUAACUUAUAGACUGUGUGAAGUGUCAGUAUAGUAACUUAUAGUCUGUGUGAAGUGUCAGUAUAGUAACUUAUAGCCUGUGUGAAGUGUCAGUAUAGUAACUCAUAGCCUGUGUGAAGUGUCAGUAUAGUAACUUAUAGCCUGUGUGAAGAUGUGUCAAGAUAGUAACUUAUAGCCUGUGUGAAGUGUUAAUAUAGUAACUUAUAGCCUUUGUGAAGUGUCAGUAUAGUAACGUAUAGCCUCUGUGAAGUGUCAGUAUAGUAACUUAUAGCCUGUGUGAAGUGUCAGUAUAGUAACUUAUAGCCUGUGUGAAGUGUCAGUAUAGUAACUCAUAGCCUGUGUGAAGUGUCAAUAUAGUAACUUAUAGCCUGUGUGAAGUGUUAGUAUAGUAACUUAUAGCCUGUGUGAAGUGUCAGUAUAGUAACUUAUAGCCUGUGUGAAGUGUCAGUAUAGUAACUCAUAGCCUGUGUGAAGUGUCAAUAUAGUAACUUAUAGCCUGUGUGAAGUGUCAGUAUAGUAACUCAUAGUCUGUGUGAAGUGUUAAUAUAGUACCUUAUAGUCUGUGUGAAGUGUCAAUAUAGUAACGUAUAGCCUGUGUGAAGUGUUAGUAUAGUAACUUGUAGUCUGUGUGAAGUGUUAGUAUAGUAACUUAUAGUAUAUGUGAAGUGUCAGUAUAGUAACUCAUAGUCUGUGUGAAGUGUUAAUAUACAGUGGGGAAAAAAAGUAUUUAGUCAGCCACCAAUUGUGCAAGUUCUCCCACUUAAAAAGAUGAGAGAGGCCUGUAAUUUUCAUCAUAGGUACACGUCAACUAUGACAAACAAAUUGAGAAAAAAAAUUCCAGAAAAUCACAUUGUAGGAUUUUUUAUGAAUUUAUUUGCAAAUUAUGGUGGAAAAUAAGUAUUUGGUCACCUACAAACAAGCAAGAUUUCUGGCUCUCACUGACCUGUAACUUCUUCUUUAAGAGGCUCCUCUGUCCUCCACUCCUUACCUGUAUUAAUGGCACCUGUUUGAACUUGUUAUCAGUAUAAAAGACACCUGUCCACAACCUCAAACAGUCACACUCCAAACUCCACUAUGGCCAAGACCAAAGAGCUGUCAAAGGACACCAGAAACAAAAUUGUAGACCUGCACCAGGCUGGGAAGAAUUCAUCUGCAAUAGGUAAGCAGCUUGGUUUGAAGAAAUCAACUGUGGGAGCAAUUAUUAGGAAAUGGAAGACAUACAAGACCACUGAUAAUCUCCCUCGAUCUGGGACUCCACGCAAGAUCUCACCCCGUGGGGUCAAAAUGAUCACAAGAACGGUGAGCAAAAAUCCCAGAACCACACGGGGGGACCUAGUGAAUGACCUGCAGAGAGCUGGGACCAAAGUAACAAAGCCUACCAUCAGUAACACACUACGCCGCCAGGGACUCAAAUCCUGCAGUGCGAGACGUGUCCCCCUGCUUAAGCCAGUACAUGUCCAGGCCCAUCUGAAGUUUGCUAGAGUGCAUUUGAAUGAUCCAGAAGAGGAUUGGGAGAAUGUCAUAUGGUCAGAUGAAACCAAAAUAUAACUUUUUGGUAAAAACUCAACUCGUCGUGUUUGGAGGACAAAGAAUGCUGAGUUGCAUCCAAAGAACACCAUACCUACUGUGAAGCAUGGGGGUGGAAACAUCAUGCUUUGGGGCUGUUUUUCUGCAAAGGGACCAGGACGACUGAUCCGUGUAAAGGAAAGAUGAAUGGGGCCAUGUAUCGUGAGAUUUUGAGUGAAAACCUCCUUCCAUCAGCAAGGGCAUUGAAGAUGAAACGUGGCUGGGUCUUUCAGCAUGACAAUGAUCCCAAACACACCGCCCGGGCAACGAAGGAGUGGCUUCGUAAGAAGCAUUUCAAGGUCCUGGACUGGCCUAGCCAGUCUCCAGAUCUCAACCUUAUAGAAAAUCUUUGAAGGGAGUUGAAAGUCCGUGUUGCCCAGCGACAGCCCCAAAACAUCACUGCUCUAGAGGAGAUCUGCAUGGAGGAAUGGGCCAAAAUACCAGCAACAGUGUGUGAAAACCUUGUGAAGACUUACAGAAAACGUUUGACCUGUGUCAUUGCCAACAAAGGGUAUAUAACAAAGUAUUGAGAAACUUUUGUUAUUGACCAAAUACUUAUUUUCCACCAUAAUUUGCAAAUAAAUUCAUUAAAAAUCCUACAAUGUGAUUUUCUGGAUUUUUUUUUCUCAUUUUGUCUGUCAUAGUUGACGUGUACCUAUGAUGAAAAUUACAGGCCUCUCUCAUCUUUUUAAGUGGGAGAACUUGCACAAUUGGUGGCUGACUAAAUACUUUUUUUCCCCACUGUAGUAACUUAUAGUCUGUGUGAAGUGUUAAUAUAGUAACUUAUAGCCUUUGUGAAGUGUCAGUAUAGUAACGUAUAGCCUCUGUGAAGUGUCAGUAUAGUAACUUAUAGCCUGUGUGAAGUGUCAGUAUAGUAACUUAUUGUCUGUGUGAAGUGUCUAUAUAGUAACUUAUAGUCUGUGUGAAGUGUUAAUAUAGUAACUCAUAGCCUGUGUGAAGUGUUAGUAUAGUAACUUAUAGUCUGUGUGAAGUGUCAGUAUAGUAACUCAUAGUCUGUGUGAAGUGUUAAUAUAGUACCUUAUAGUCUGUGUGAAGUGUCAAUAUAGUAACUCAUAGCCUGUUUGAAGUGUUAGUAUAGUAACUUAUAGUAUGUGUGAAGUGUCAAUAUAGUAACUCAUAGCCUGUGUGAAGUGUUAGUAUAGUAACUUAUAGUCUGUGUGAAGUGUUAGUAUAGUAACUUAUAGCCUGUGUGAAGUGUCAAUAUAGUAACUUAUAGUCUUAGUGAAGUGUCAGUAUAGUAACUUAUAACCUGUGUGAAGUGUUAGUAUAGUAACUUAUAGUCUGUGUGAAGUGUUAGUAUAGUAACUUAGUCUGUGUGAAGUGUCAGUAUAGUAACUCAGUCUGUGUGAAGUGUUAAUAUAGUACCUUAUAGUCUGUGUGAAGUGUCAAUAUAGUAACUUAUAGCCUGUGUGAAGUGUUAGUAUAGUAACUUAUAGUCUGUGUGAAGUGUCAAUAUAGUAAUUUAUAGCCUGUGUGAAGUGUUAGUAUAGUAACUUAUGUUAUGUGUGAAGUGUUAGUAUAGUAACGUAUAUCCUGUGUGAAGUGUCAGUAUAGUAACUUAUAGUCUGUGUGAAGUGUCAGUAUAGUAACACAAAGUCUGUGUGAAGUGUCAAUAUAGUAACUUAUAGCCUGUGUGAAGUGUCAGUAUAGUAACUUAUAGCCUGUGUGAAGUGUCAAUAUAGUAACUCAUAGUCUGUGUUAAGUGUUAAUAUAGUACCUUAUAGUCUGUGUGAAGUGUCAAUAUAGUAACUUAUAGCCUGUGUGAAAUGUUAGUAUAGUAACUUAUAGCCUGUGUGAAGUGUCGGUAUAGUAACUUAUAGUCUGUGUUAAGUGUUAAUAUAGUAACUUAUAGCCUGUGUGAAGUGUCAGUAUAGUAACACAAAGUCUGUGUGAAGUGUCAAUAUAGUAACUCAUAGUCUGUGUGAAGUGUUAAUAUAGUAACUCAUAGCCUGUGUGAAGUGUUAGUAUAGUAACUUAUAGUCUGUGUGAAGUGUUACUAUAGUAACUUAUAGUCUGUGUGAAGUGUUAAUAUAGUAACUCAUAGCCUGUGUGAAGUGUUACUAUAGUAACUUAUAGUCUGUGUGAAGUGUUACUAUAGUAACUUAUAGUCUGUGUGAAGUGUUAAUAUAGUAACUCAUAGCCUGUGUGAAGUGUUACUAUAGUAACUUAUAGUCUGUGUGAAGUGUUAAUAUAGUAACUUAGUCUGUGUGAAGUGUCAGUAUAGUAACUCAGUCUGUGUGAAGUGUUAAUAUAGUACCUUAUAGUCUGUGUGAAGUGUCAAUAUAGUAACUUAUAGCCUGUGUGAAGUGUUAGUAUAGUAACUUAUAGUCUGUGUGAAGUGUCAAUAUAGUAAUUUAUAGCCUGUGUGAAGUGUUAGUAUAGUAACUUAUGUUAUGUGUGAAGUGUUAGUAUAGUAACGUAUAUCCUGUGUGAAGUGUCAGUAUAGUAACUUAUAGCCUGUGUGAAGUGUCAGUAUAGUAACUUAUAGUCUGUGUGAAGUGUCAGUAUAGUAACUCAGCCUGUGUGAAGUGUCAAUAUAGUAAUUUAUAGCCUGUGUGAAGUGUUAGUAUAGUAACUUAUAGCCUGUGCGAAGUGUCAAUAUAGUAACUUAUAGCCUGUGUGAAGUGUCAGUAUAGUAACUUAUAGUCUGUGUGAAGUGUUAAUAUAGUAACUUAUAGUAUGUGUGAAGUGUCAAUAUAGUAACUUAUAGUCUGUGUGAAGUGUUAGUAUAAUAAUUUAUAGCCUGUGUGAAGUGUCAGUAUAGUAACUUAUAGCCUGUGUGAAGUGUCAGUAUAGUAACUUAGUCUGUGUGAAGUGUUAGUAUAGUAACUUAUAGUCUGUGUGAAGUGUCAAUAUAGUAACACAUAGUCUGUGUGAAGUGUCAAUAUAGUAACUCAUAGUCUGUGUGAAGUGUUAGUAUAGUAACUUAUAUUCUGUGUGAAAUGUUAGUAUAGUAACGUAUAGUCUUUGUGAAGUGUCAAUAUAGUAACUUAUAGUCUGUGUGAAGUGUUACUAUAAUAACACUUCACACAGGCUUUAAGUUACUAUAAUAACACUUCACACAGGCUAUAAGUUACUAUAUUAACUUAUAGCCUGUGUGAAGUGUCAGUAUAGUAACUCAUAGCCUGUGUGAAGUGUCAGUAUAGUAACUUACAGUCUGUGUGAAGUGUCAGUAUUGUAACUUAUAGUCUGUGUGAAGUGUCAGUAUAGUAACUCAUAGCCUGUGUGAUGUGUCAAUAUAGUAACUUAUAGCCUGUGUGAUGUGUCGGUAUAGUAACUUAGUCAGUGUGAAGUGUUAGUAUAGUAACUUAUAGUCUGUGUGAAGUGUCAGUAUAGUAACUUAUAGCCUGUGUGAUGUGUCAAUAUAGUAACUUAUAGCCUGUGUGAAGUGUCAGUAUAGUAACUUAUAGUCUGUGUGAAGUGUUAGUAUAGUAACUUAUAGUCUGUGUGAAGUGUCAUAUAGUAAACACAUAGUCUGUGUGAAGUGUCAAAUAGUAAUCAUAGUCUGUGUGAAGUGUUAGUAUAGUAAACUUAUAUUCUGUGUGAAAUGUUGUAUAGUAACGUAUAGUCUUGUGUGAAGUGUCAAUAUAGUAACUAUAGUCUGUGUGAAGUGUUACUAUAAUAACACUUCACCAGGCUUUAAGUUACUAUAAGUAACACUUCACACAGGUAUAAGUUACUAUAUUAACUUAUAGCCUGUGUGAAGUGUCAGUAUAGUAACUUAUAGCCUGUGUGAAGUGUUAGUAUAGUAACUUACAGUCUGUGUGAAGUGUUAGUAUAGUAACUCAUAGCCUGUGUGGAGUGUCAAUAUAGUAACUCAUAGCCUGUGUGAAGUGUCAAUAUAGUAACUCAUAGCCUGUGUGAAGUGUCAGUAUAGUAACUUAUAGUCUGUGUGAAGUGUUAGUAUAGUAACUUAUAGUCUGUGUGAAGUGUCAGUAUAGUAACUCAUAGCCUGUGUGAAGGGACAGUAUAGUAACUUAUAGCCUGUGUGAAGUGACAGUCUGUGUUCUGUUUUGAUUCCCAGGGCCUAGUCAAAGGAUCAGGACAGAUCCUCAGACAAAAUGGUCUCUUGAUCACACAUGGGGUAGGUAUCAUGGAUGGGGAGAGAAGGGGGGAGGGGUGGGGGGGGCGAGAAAGAGAGAGAGGGGAGAGAAAGAGAAAGAGAGAGAGGAAAGAGAGAGAGGGGAGAGAGAGAGUGGGAGAGAAAGAGAGAGAGAGGGAGAAAGAGAGGAGAGAAAGAGGGAACAGAGAAAGAGAGAGAGAGGGAAGAGAAAGAGAGGGAAGAGAGAGAGGGGAGAGAAAGAGAGAGGGAAGAGAGAGAGAGAGAGAAAUAAAGAGGACAUUGAUACAUUUGUUUUAAAAGUGUUUUUUAACAUCAGACACCUCUCUCUCUCUCCCCAGCCCUAUGCCAUCAAUGGCACAAUCACCCCCAGCUGUAUGCAGGACUUGGACCAGGAACUACGAGAGAUGUGAGUUAUUACAUCAUAGAGAGACCGCUUACCAAUGUGGCGCUUUUACUCAUGUUACUGAUACCCAUUAGUUCACUCGAGUGUUAUAUCCUUCAAUCCAAACGGGUACACUGUUUUACCAUUUUAAGUUCUGUGCCGUUCCCCUACAGGAACCCAGAGUGGGGUCUACCGGACAUUGACGUUCUGAGACAGCUGGCAUUUGGGAACGGGAUGCGUAUGGAGGAUGGUGAGCCUCUUUACCAGUCUGCUUGUGUCUAUAUAUAAACUAAUGGAUCUUUAAGGGUGGACUAUACUGGAGACAGAAUAUGUAACAUGGAAGGUAUGUCUGCUGCUAGCUCAGUCCUUCUAAAAGGAUGUUUAGGAUCAAGUCUUCAUUUGUUUUCCAGAUAGAGAUGGAGCAGUACAAUAAAUGUCUGGUCUUCAGGAAACUUUGA